AUGAUGCCCGGACGAAUUGGUAAUUUACCAUUGGCAGCAGAGAAUCCGUUAGGUCUUUCCUGGCACGAUUCAGCGUGGAUUCCUCUACUAAGCCCUUCAAAUAUAAUGGAUUAUUUUUCUGAACGUUCUAAUCCUUUUUUCGAUCGUACUUGCAACAAUGAAAUAGUUAAAAUGCAGCGCCUUAGUAUGGAUCAGCUUCAAAAUAUGACUGGCCUAGAAUACAUUUUAUUGCAUGUUCAAGAUCCAAUCUUGUAUGUGAUUCGUAAACAACACAGACAUAGUCCAACACAAGCCACGCCGCUUGCCGAUUAUUAUAUUAUUGCCGGUAUUGUGUAUCAGGCGCCUGAUCUAGCUAGUGUUCUAAAUUCAAGAUUGCUAUCUGCAGUUCAUCAUUUACAAUGUUCAUUUGAGGAAACUAUGUCAUACUCAAGAUAUCAUCCCAGUAAAGGAUACUGGUGGGAUUUCAAAGCCACUAAACCAGGAUUAAGUCCAUACAGUAUAGGUCAAUCCUCAACUAAGGAUGCUAGCAGCACCCCUAAAGAAGAACCCUCAACACUCUUCCAGAGACAGAGAGUUGAUAUGUUAUUGGCUGAAUUAGUCAGGCAAUUUCCUUUGCCUAUCACACAGACUACCAAUCAAUCAAAUGGUGUAACUGUAAAGAGUGAAAAUUCUACCGAUAAAAAUGCUGAGAAAACUGAGUCUAAUGUAAAUAACAUUACCAUAAAACAAGAACCUGUGGAUCCUCCCGUCUCGGAUAUGACCAAUGGAGGUCUUCAAGGACAUGCAGAAAUUAAAACUGAAAUCAAGCAAGAAAAUAUGAAACCUCCACCAGAAAAGAAACCUAGGUUAUAA
This is a messenger RNA of Arctia plantaginis, 852 nucleotides long. NCBI's taxonomy places the organism in Eukaryota, Metazoa, Arthropoda, Insecta, Lepidoptera, Erebidae. The record is from the annotation of a GenBank genome assembly.